Messenger RNA from Moneuplotes crassus, 3138 nucleotides. The record is from the annotation of a GenBank genome assembly. Lineage: Eukaryota; Ciliophora; Spirotrichea; Euplotida; Euplotidae.
CAGAAAUGUCUGAAUGGGAGAAAGCUUUUGAGCAAUCAAAGCCUUUGAUAACCUACGCCUUUCUAUCAGGGCUGACUACUGAUUAUUUAGUCGAGAUAUUUGAUCAGAUAAGACAGGAGAAAGAUCCAACAAUGAACCAUAUAGAACAAGUAGUGCUUGAUAGGAUUCCGAGGAAGGAUAGACCCGAUUAUGAAUUCCCAUCAACAGCUCCGAUCUUCCUAGAGGGGUAUAAUAUUAAGACUGAGCAUGAGAACCCAUAUUUCGUCCCUAUUGUGUUGACCAGUACCGAGGCAGGAAGAAGUUAUGGCUUCGCAUUAUUAUUUUAUGAGAAUCUUAAGGACCAUGUGAAGGUUAUCCAAGAUUUACUCGAUUCUGAAGACGCUGAAGAUAUUUUAGACAAUUUCAAUGCUAAAUAACCAGUUCGAGAUGUUUGAGGAAGACCGAGGAAGGAUUGGUACUAUUGUUGAAGACGAAAGAGAAAGUAUUUCAGCUAAUCCAAUUAUGAAAAUAAAAGAAUUUCUUAUGAAGUUUAAUGAUGAAGAGCUCAGCAAAGACCAAAUUUUUGACGGAAAGGAUUAUUACAUCCCAAAAGCUUUGUUCCUCCUCUCAAGAUUUCCUAUAUUUGAGACAAUUGAGCAGAUAUUGAGACAUCUUUACAUAAAUUGCCAGAUAGGAACCGAAUUUCCAAUAGAAUCAUACUUGAGCUAUCUCACCCAUUAUGCUCCAUUACCUGAGAUAGGCUCUCAGAUCACCUAUUCCUUCCCUAAUAAAAAACAGUUUGUAGUGGAGAGCAAGCUACUGAACGAGCUACCUGUUGUACCUAUAAACUUCUUCUGCGAUUUCUUCAUGGAUUCUUUCCUAUCAAUGCCAAACCUAUUCGAACUGCUAAAUUUCUUCCUGUGCCAGCUGGGUUCAACAGUAUUUAUCUCAGAAAGUGCUAAUAAAAUUGUAAUUUCAACAGAAGUGUUGAGAUCAAUUAUCUUUCCAUUUGAUUACGAUGAGACCUACAUCCCUUGCUUACCUUCAGCGCUGAUUAAUUACCUUGAGGCUCCAUUCCCAGUGCUGGUCGGCCUUGUUGUUACGAAGGAAGAGCAACUAGAAGAAGCUUACUCAAUAGCAUCGAAUAAAACAUUAUUUGUAGAUAUUGAUAACAACAAAUUGAGGGUUAAGUUUUGUGAUGAAAUUUUGGACAUAAAGGAUUUCCGCAAACAGUCUGAAAUCAUUGAACAGGAUAUCAAAGUUAGCUUUGCUAACAAAACUCUUCCUCUAAAGUCUAAACUUGAUAAAGUUACUCUUGGAGUUGAAACUGCAGUGCAUCAGUACAAGAAAGGCCUGAAGACCGACCAAGAUGGUGGAAAAUUAAGAGAAGAAAUGGUCAACAAUAUAAGGUCAUGCUUCCUCAGAUACUUUGUUAAUAUAUUCAGGGAUUAUGAGAAGUACAUAGAAGAACCUCAAGACCUGAGCAUCUAUGAUACAGAUAUUAGGGAGAUAUUUAAUGAGAAGCAAUUUAUCGCUCAUUCAAAGGUUAGCAAGAGCUGUGACUUUUACCAAGACUUUUUCCAGACAAGGCUGUGGGUAAGGUUCCUUGAAAUGAAAUAAAAUUCCUGAUGAGCUCACCCAUUGGACUAAUAUUAACAUUUUUGACGAAAAUAUCCUUAAGAAAAUGAAUGAUUAUGUGAUGAACUAUUGGAAGAAAGUUGAUACUCCUUUCCUGGACGAAGUCAAGGAUGUCAAAACAUAUACUUUCCUCUUUGAUCCCUCUAAAUAUAUAAGCAAGGAAGGAAGUUUAGAAGAAGCUUAUUUUGAAGCAAAGGAUAAACAGAAAACACUAAUUUCGAGGUAUAUCUGUACAGACCAAUCACAGAUCUCAAGAGGAAAGUUCUUCUAUCAGAUAUUCCCUUGCUUUGUGACCUCUUACCUGCCGAAUAGUUUCAACUUUCCUGUUGAUAUGAUAACCCCUGAUUUAUCUAAAGAGUAUCAAGAAGAGGAGAAAACAUUCAAGAGCAUGAAGGUAAAACGCAAGACUUACAACUACCUUAGCACUAUCGAAUGUGCUACUCUCGAAGACGAUAUGCUAGUCAUCUGGAUAAUAAUGUGGAGGAUGUGCUUCAAGUUCAUCCCUCAAGAAGAAGAGAAAGCUUUCAGAGUUGAUCAGCUCUGUGGCAUCCUCCACAGACACCUUAAGAACAACAAGAAGUUUAAGAAAGCGCUUCUGCUCUUUGAAGAGGUGCUGAAUGUUAUUCUAAAGCACGGCAACCUGAGUAUGGUAAAACAAGUCCUGAAACUGAUGAAAUACCUCCAGAUUAAGAGAAACUCUACUAUAGACAACAUCUUCUUCAUGGCUAUUAGGAAAAAGAGAGAAAUCCUCAGCAGGAUGGAAGAAGUCAAAGCAGAUGGAAGCCAUGUCAAGAUCUCAGAGAUGAUUGCUGAGAUCGAGGGCAACCAUAUCUCUGUUAGAAACUUCCGGAAGUGGGACAAGUCACUCGACUCUUCAAAAAGAGAAACCAUCGUUUCCAAGAAGUUGUUCAUGAGAAGGACUUUUAAGUCAGGAAAGGAUGUCCAUAAUUUCAUGAUUAAGGAUAUUAUAUCUAUGAGCGCUGAUGCUUACUGAAGCAAAUGAGAAAAGAUGCUCAGAUGGCUCCAGAUACAGAAAUGUAAGCAGUCUGAUGACGAGCAUGGCCUGUUUUGUCCAGACUGACUUGGAAGAAUGGAGGCAAAUCUUCAUGUAGUCAUUGGGUGUAAGCAGAAUUUGCCUGUUACUACACACCUAAGUGAAUCACAGUCAUAUUUAAGAAUUAAAGAUCUGAGAAGACUGAUAAAUGACCUCUAUGAGAUUCGUCUUGUUCAGACAGAAGAAGAGAUAUUCGGUUUAACAAUUUUUAGAGAACUUAGUAGGCAAUUGUUUUGGAAUUGAAUAUUUCAUAUGAUUGACUAUAAAAUGCCUUAUGAUUUUAUUCUCCCAUAUGAAGGUUCAGAUAUUUUCAAAGAGCUUAAGAAUGCAAAUAGACACAUCUUUAUUUCUCAUACUGAUGAAGUCGAAGGUUUCCAGAUUGCAGUAAGGCAAAGAAGACAUAAAUCAGAUGUCCCAAGGAUGUACUUAUAAAUUCAAACUAACUUUACCAAAAUUUAAAAUUUACC